UAGAUCGUAGAGCAUAGAGCGAGUAGCUGGUAGAAUGUAGAGAGUAGAACAUAGAUGGGCUUAGAGGGUAGAUGGUUGAUCGUAGAGCAUAGAUCAAAGAGAAGUACCUGGUAGAACAUAGAGCAUAGAUGGACUUAGAGGGUAGAUGGUAGAUCAUAGAGUGUGGAUUGAAGAGAGUAGCUGGUAGAACAUAGAGAGUAGAAUGCAAAUGGUAGAACAUAUAGCGUAGAGCGUAGAGUGUAGAGGGUAAACUCAAUACAGAAUUGUACAUUAAAAGAAAUUAUUAAAAUACUGUAAACUGUAGUAACACUAAACAUUCUCCAUGCACUUUAAUAUUUGCCACAAUAACUGUAAGCCUCUAUGCCCGUACAUAGAACCGUAGAGCGUAGAUGGUAGAGGGUAAACUCAAUACAGAAUUUCAAAUUGAAAACAAUUAAAACACUGUAUACUGUAAUAACACUUAAAUGACACUUCAAUAUGUAUGAGAUAAAUGCGAGGAACAUGCUACAAGUUGAAAUCAAAUGUUACAAAAUAGGCAGUUAACCAUAGUAACAAUACACAACUACGGUAAAAGCUGUGAAGUAGGAGGUAGUGUAUCUUUCCAACACGUAGGAGGAGACUGGUGACGAAAGCGUAGAGUCGUAAAGCUCUACAAAAAUUUCUACGCCAAAUCAAGCUUCAUAAAUCAGGCGCCAGUUGCAUCAAUCAUCAUUGCGUGGUUCCAGAAAACAUCCAUACCCCACCAAAGAGGAAAUUGGAAAUUCCGGAGGGGUCAAAGAACCAGGAAAUUCCAGAGGGGAGGGUGUUUGGAUGGUUGAUUUAGUUUCGAGGGGACAUUCAAUGCAAUACGGAUUCAAGUAUCAAUCCAGCUGUUCAAAAGUCCUUUCUUACCUACUGAGUUGAUCUUUCACAUGAAAAAAUAGUAGAUUGAAUACUUGAGUUUGAAUCCCAUUAUAUCCAAAAUAAUAUUUGGAAGCUAACAAGUGCAAAGAAUAUGCUGUUGCGUGGACAUGGCCACCAUUACCUGUUGCCAGUCUACAUGAAGUCACUUAAUGGACAGAAAAGCACUGGUGACUAGCCUAGUUUGUUUUUCACUUCGACCUUCCAAGCUGUUGAGUGGCAGUUGAUUUCUUUCGUGGAAAUUAGUUUCAUUAUAAUGGUAAAAAUUACAUCGUGUGGUUCCAGAAAAUAUCAAUACCCCCCACAGAGGGUUUUUUCCGGUUUGACCCCCAUUCCCCAAGAUUUUCUGUUCCAAAGAGCUUCAUGGCACUCUCCCACCCCCCUGUAAUUUGCAUGAUUUUUCUACUUGGGUCCCCCAACCCCUCGGAACUUCAAUAGCCACAUAUAGCAAGAUUAGUCAAUUUUUAGUUUUAAUCUCCUAGGUACUGUUUUAAACAGUAAUAAAAUUUGGCUGCAGCUAUUUAUGGUUCAAGACAGCAUAUUUUUCACAGUUAAAGGGCAUUUGACACCCUUCUGCGCAUUUACAGCAAUUUGAUUUCUUAUCCGACGGAACAGUUUUUAAAGUUGAUAUUUGCGUGAAAAAUCCUUCUUCAUUGACCUUGUGAGGCGUGUGGAAAUUGUAAUACCAAUAUUGAAGAACUGUUUAGUCAUCCAAGAAAGACUUAAACAGCAUAUUUUGUGUUUUGAGUUGAACAUCGUUGAGAAAUAUGAUGUCCUCGAGAGUGGGUUUUCGAGGUAGCUAGAGACAAAAGCUACUUUCGCCCCGUAGCUGUCUUGUUUGCAAAGAAAAAAGAAAAAAGAAAAAAAAAGAGAAUGCAAGUUGAAUGCAAGUUGAAAGAAACUAAAGCGUAUGUGCUUGUAUUCAACGGACACAGCCUUCACACAACAUAAACAUGAUAAAUAUUCCUCCAAAAGCCGACAGAUAAAGAGAUUUUCAAAAAGCACGUGAAACUCCAAGCUCACCUGGGGCAAAUUCAUGGCUCGCAUGUGUUAGUAUUACGAUUUCUUUUCAUUAAAGAAAUUGGUGUCAAUCAAGAAUGCACAUGCGCUUUAUGGUGACAAAGGCCCUUUAACUGAGGCAAACAAUUGGUAAACCUUGAUUUGCCACACAAUGUUUGUUAAUUUAUUGUACAUUACUUUUGGGGAUAUUUACUAAGUCAGGAUCAAAACUGCUGGGUUAUGAAAUAUUACCAGGUGGGAUUUAAUUUUCCUUAAAAUGACCUUGGAAAAUUCUAGACAUAAAAUUAGGCAGACCCGUCCCUUCAUGUCAUGUUGAAAUGUUCGAACUAACUGACAUAAAUAGAAGUACUCAACAUCCAAAUGGCGUAACAGCUGACCUUUUCUUCAUUCAAAGAAGUUUUCAUUGAAGAAUCCAAGAAAGUACUGAAAGUUUAUGUUCUUUCAAAUAAACCAGUCAAAGUUUUAAUUUAUGCACAGCUCCUCAUUGUCCUUGGUUACAUAUAAUUCAAAACAAAUGGCACUGAAUCGACUUUGCUAACUUUAGCAAACUAUGAACUACAUGGAUAACAACGAAAAUAUGUGAUAACCUAGUUAUGGCCAAUCGGAAACGGGAAUAAUUUUGUAUGAGUAGCAAAUUAAAUAUUCAGAGUAAGAAUCCCACCUGAUUGCAUGAAUAAUGCUGGAAAAAGCACCAGCUGUGUUUAAGCUAAAUACAGCACAAUCUUCUAAGUAUAAAAUGUACAACAUAUUGUCAACCUCAUUAUAGAUGUAUUGCUGCACCUCUUCUUUGGUACUUUGCUCCACCAACAUGCUGCUCAGGAGUACUUGCAUCUCUGUUGUUCAAAGUCGGAACAAUAAUGGAAAUAUAUGGCAAAGAAUCUUACAUUUCUUUCAACAGAUGGAACAUUACUGUUGGUUAAAUUAUGUGAAUCAAUUGGGAAAGUACAUUGUAUGAUAUAUAAAAAACUCUUUGUGUACCCCCGUCCCAAUCAAAGAUUUAGCUCUUUCAGACCCCUUGGGAUUUCUGCGACCCUCUGUGGGGUGGGUAUAGAUAUUUUCUGGAACCACACAUUUCAGAAGCUCGAGAAUUUCUUGUUCUCAUUUAUCUCUGUCAAUUUUUAUGCAAUGUUGCUGCAAAAAUUGGCUUUCCCCGUGGGUGUGUGAGCGAUUGUGUAAUGAUCACGAUAAAAGAAAGUAUGGUGUCAGUUUCAUCCACACUCAACUUAUCACUCCUUCAAUGGAAAUUGUACCACAGGACUUAGUCAUAUGGGAAGGUGAUGUGACAAGUUACCAUCUUGCCUAUUUUCUUUUAAAGCACAUUUAAUUAAAUUGCUGUAUGUUUUCUCAGUCUGUAUCUUCAGAUGUCACGAGUGAUCGAGAAUAAACAGCAGUGUUGUGCAAAGUAGAAGGCCUUGUGUUUAGAGUGUUUUCUUUAACUUUAACUCACUUUCUUGCAAAAAGGAAUUUUUCUGGAGGGUAUGGAGGGUGUACAAAAUACUUAAGGAAAUUCUUGAGGGUGGAGGGACUAUUUUUGUGUUUAAAAAAUGGAACUACACAUUCACUAGCUAUAGGAAAUCCACUGGUUUGCUCAUAGAGCACUUUGAUUGAAUAUGAGAGACACUCUGUCUAAUUGUUCUGUGAAUCAAUUGAAGCUGUAUCUGGUAAGAUGUCAUGUAUGGUUCAACAAUGAAGAAGUUUGUAUUUCUCAGGGCGAAAAAUUGAAAUUCCGACUAGCUGUCAGUAUCUGGUCCUUGUCAUUAUCCAGGCGUCUACGAUUUUCAAUAUAUUUGAAAAGCACCAUUAAGGAACCUUGCAAAAUCUCUGAAUUGGACCUGGUAUCGCCAAAAUGCCAGAAACCAAAAUUUAUCAUUACAGGGCAAAUGGAGAGUUUAAAACAUUCAGCAUGUUGUUACAGUAAUAGAAAUGAGCUAUAGCAAGCUACACUUAGAGCACAUGGCAAAUUACAGAUGAAGUUCUUACAGAGGUGUCAUAUUCUACAAAGUGUGACAGAUAACAGCUAAAACCAGACCUAUGACCAGUAAAAAUUUUCAUCCUAUUUGGUCAAAUAGCUCUGUUCUACUUUAAAGUCCUCCUAAUAUCACAGUGCUUCAAAAACAAAUGUGUAGCAUAAAACUUAAAAAAAGGUCAAGAGAUUAACAUCAAAAGAGAAUGGGAAAUGUGCAAAUGUCUCUCUCUUUACAACAGAGUUUGGUGUGCACUGCAUGACACUUAUAAAGGUUCGUGAGAGAUGUGCAUCAUAACUUCAUUAGACCGACAAAUAGAAUUACUCUGUCACCAGAGUGCUGAGCUUCAGAAAUACUGUAUGAAACCAUUGCAGUCUUUCUUUUUGCUCAUCUUCCGACGCCCAAGCUUCUUGCGGCUUCACAUGUCACAUUAGCAUGCUCACAACCGCUCACUUGUGUUGCAUUUGUGAGUGGUCUAUCUUAGCAGUCCAUAUUGCAAAAUUCAGAUCGCUGAGGGAACCAAUCAGAAUUCUCCUUGUGGACCAGUCCAGCCAUACAAUAAACAUGAUUAUUAUACAGAAAUCAUGAUUAUCUCAGAGCUCAAAUUAACGGCCGGUCAACGGACAAUGUCCAGCCAGAAUAGUGACUUGACCAGCCAAAAACUUCAAAUGCCGGUCAUGUUGACCGGUCACAUCAUGUUGAAUUCCAGUGACAGCGUGCCACUUCAUUGAGCUGCUGAGCCCUGUCAAGGCUAUCUUUCGUUAAGUUUUAAGCUCUUCUUUGUAUUAGGCCAAAUUUUAAUCGGUCUACAUGUAGCAACGACUGGAACAAACAAAUUAUAUUUGUGGGUUUAAUUAGGCCCAAGUUAUUUAAUUUUUUUAAAAAUAUUUUGGCCGGUCAGAAAAGAGACGUGACCGAGCUAAAAUUACUUUGGCCGGUCAACAUGACCGGCCACGGUUCGAAAAUUAUUUUAAGCCCUGUUAUUUACUGGACACGUAAAAUUCAUAACAAAUUACAUCUGGGCCCAAAAAUUGCCUUUGACAAUGUACACACCACCCGGGAUGACCUGUUAUAGCAAAUACCCUACCCAAGGGCGGGAAAAGUUUUCUAAAUGCCCAACUAGGGAUUGUGCAUGGGCUUGAAAACAUGGACAACAUCCUGACUCGAAAGUAGGAAACUUUCAGACUGCCAAGACGGUUGACUACACCUAUAAACAAACUCAAAGUCACAACCGCGAUCAAACUUACCAAAAAAAAUCACUAGGAUGACAGCUGCAAUAGCACUGAACACGGAUAAAACUGUCGCCAAUAAAUUUUCAGUGACCAUUGUACAUUGCUAUACGAUUUUUCCGUACUUCACUGCUCUAAGCACAACCUCAUCCCCAGGGCCUUCUCCACUUUUCAAAAUUCACCGCCGCCAUUUUGAAAAUCAUCGAGGAGAAGACGCUGGGGACGAGGUUGUCACCUGAGAAAGAAACAAGAACCAGGCGAGGUAUCCCUUCGAUCCGCCCAAAACCGUGUGAACCUCAAUAGGGGAAACAUGAAAUUUCGUUUUUGUGGCGAUUUGGAUUGCCCAGAUUGGGUACUUGCAGAAAUAAGCACACUUUCAAAAAUAACCUCUGUGAAGAUGAGGCUUCUUUGCGGUCAGGUUAUUAAAGAUUUGCUUGGAGAAAGUAUAGACUAUUCAAAAGUGGAGAAGCUGACAUCUGAUGCAAAGUAUGAAUUAGCAGACGUGAAAGCUUCUGUCGCGGCACUAUCGUUGAUACUCUCUAGUGCUGCCAAGUACAGCGUGGAUGGUGAUGCAUUAUCUAACGAACUUCAGCAACUUGGCUUACCAAAAGAACAUUCCGUUUCAGUGUGUAAAACGUAUGCUGAGAAUUUAAUCAGGUUGCAAGAUUCUUUCUCACAACAAAGUUUGAAGUUGAAACAGCUGGCCGGCCUAGAGUGGAGGGUGGACUUCGUUUUAGGAUCCAGCGAGUUACGUGAAACAACGGAGCCAGAAGUUCUUCUAAGGUUCAAUGAAGUAGAUACCAGUUGCGGCACAAGUCUACCAGUAUCAUUUGUGAUGACUUCAGAGAGAUUGAGCGUGUUUCUUAGUGAACUGAAGCAAGUUCAGGGGGUAAUGGCUGGAUUAAGCUAAGCUUUUACAGCUGUUUUUAGUACACUAGUAUAGCGUUAAUUAAGGUUUUAGUUUGCAGGGCUUGCAUUUUUUUUUUUGUGACAGGGGUCGGAGGCGAGAAACAAAGAAUAGAAAAUGGAAUGCACUGCACACUCAAGGGUAAAAGUGCAUUGUAGAUUGCUAACGAGUUGUACUAGAGGCAAUGAUAGUAAAAUAAUUCAAUUAAUUCUCGCAUUUUCAUUGGUUCUCACCCAUGAUCUAUUAGAGGUCAGAUUAGCAUGCAAGCAGGCUCACGUUGGAGCACAAGCAUGAAAUCGAGUGGUGAAGCCGCGAGAUGAGAAAGUGAGCCUGCUCUGAUCUCUGCAAAUUUUUAUUUCCACUCUGGAAACUGUAGAAAAGAAAUAGAAUGGCAAAGCUGCGAGACGAGAAAGUGAGCCUGCUCUCAUCUCUGCAAAUUUUUUAUUUCCACUCUGGAAACCGCAGAAAAGAAUAAGUCAAUUACAUUUUUACCAGAAGUAUAAACUUUGGCAGCUCAGAUUUCUCGGGGAAAUUGCAAAUCUUUUUCAUAACAACAUGUAGGCGCGAUAUCCGUUGUUGAUAAAGUUUUGCCAAAGAAAAACUGUCAAAGUUUAUGUCUACUAAGGACACACACUUAAUUCCAACUGACCUUGCUUUGGCAAUCUGGUCUUUGACGAUGCUGGUAAAUGGGCAAACGCCUUCAUGUUGUUUUGUUGCCCGCUUGCAAUCACAUAUGUUUGUAAUAUUUAACUCUUCCCAUAUGCAGUCGGCAACACGACAAGUACGUCUUGACUUUCCACUGCUAUUUCCUGCUCCCUCUUUAGUUGAAAUUUAACCAGAAAUAGACUAGAACUUUGCUGAAACAUCAGUAAUACGUGCACUCGACUCUUCCUCUGCCUCCAGAUGUGGACGACUUGUUUUUUUAUUGUGCGGUAAAUUACUGCAAUAAAUUGAAUUGCUUCUCAUCAAACAUAAUAGAUUGACAGUUUUCUCGCCUUUCCUGCUUUUCGACUGAUGGUAUUUCACUUCGCUCAGACA
Messenger RNA from Orbicella faveolata, 7058 nucleotides. RefSeq names its product COMM domain-containing protein 4-like. NCBI's taxonomy places the organism in Eukaryota, Metazoa, Cnidaria, Anthozoa, Scleractinia, Merulinidae. The record is from RefSeq and is a predicted model, not a curated record.